Wyeomyia smithii (pitcher-plant mosquito) is the source of this 2462-nucleotide messenger RNA. RefSeq lists its product as uncharacterized. The transcript has 2 exons. The record is from RefSeq and is a predicted model, not a curated record. Bases 1 to 1749 code for a protein of 582 amino acids. Gene Ontology annotation, molecular function: nucleic acid binding. Lineage: Eukaryota; Metazoa; Arthropoda; Insecta; Diptera; Culicidae. Gene Ontology annotation, biological process: DNA integration.
AUGCUGGAGUUGACCGAACCAACUGAAUGGAACUGGAUUCCGUCGAAACUAAACGUUGCUGAUGAUGCCACGAAGUGGCAGAGGUUGCCGGAUCUGUCUCCUACAAGUCGCUGGUUUCGAGGUCCUGAAUACCUGUGGGAUCAAAGGGUUGAAUGGCCCGUUACAACUUUGAAUCACGGGCACACCGUCGAGGAAAUACGUCCAAACGUGCUAUAUCACGUCGAAGAGCGUGCGCUGUUUCGAUGGGAGAAGUUCUCACAAUGGAAACGGCUUCUACGCCAGGUGGCAUUUGUGAAACGGUUCCCAGCGAACGUUCGUAGGAAAAAAGCGAAGCAGAAUAUCGUUACUGGAGUGCUGACUCAAAAAGAGCUCAAGGAAGCAGAAAUUUUCAUCCUCAAACUGGUGCAGAAUGCUGUGUUCGCUCCUGAAAUAGAGUCACUGCACAAACCGAACAAGGUACCCUGGAAGAAAGCAUUACCGAAAAGUAGUCCGUUGUACAGGUUGAGUCCAUUCAUUUCCGAAGAUGGGAUUCUACGUAUGAAAGGCCGAAUAGACGCAUGCGAAUUUGUUGACGAGCGUACCAAGCAUCCGGUACUGCUGCCCAAACGUCAUCCUGUUACAGACCUCAUUAUCGCUGAAAUUCACCAAAGAUACUGUCAUAUCAACCACCAGACCGUGCUCAGCCAAAUUCAGCGUAGGUUCUAUGUGCCUCAGCUUCGCUCAGCUUAUAACCGGGUGCGUGCAGGAUGCCAGUAUUGUAAAAACCGCCUUGCGAAGCCGUUUACCCCAGAGAUGUCCGCACUUCCUUCUACGCGGUUGAAGGCCUUUUGUCGCCCCUUCUCCUACAUAGGCAUCGACUAUUUCGGUCCGAUGUAUGUUGUUGUUGGAAGACGAACCGAAAAACGUUGGGUAUUGAUAACUUGCCUCACCGUUAGAGCCAUACACCUAGAAAUUGCAUACAGUCUCACAACAGAUUCAUGCAUACUUGCCAUCAGGAAUUUUAUUGCCAGAAGAGGUACGCCCCUCGAAAUAGUGAGUGAUCGGGGAACUAACUUCGUUGGAGCCAGUCGCGAGCUAAAGCAAGAGCUAGAGAAGCUGAAUCAGGAGAAGUUGAUGGAAUAUUUUGUCACUAGUGACACAAAAUGGACAUUUAACCCACCUGCAUCUCCACACUUCGGCGGAGCCUGGGAACGUCUCGUUCAGUCUGUUAAAAAAACCCUAAAGCACCUCCAAAUUUCGCGCACACCCACCGACGAGCUUUUAAGAAACAUGAUGGCGGAGAUCGAACUAAUCGUAAAUUCUAGACCCUUAACCGAGCUACCGCUGGAUGACGAAAUGUCAUGCCCACUCACACCGAACCAUUUCUUACUCGGAUCGUCAGACGGUUCUAAGCCCCCGAUCGCGUUCGACGAUAAGUAUUAUGCCCUGAAACACACCUGGAAGAUGUCCCAGAUCUACGCAAACCGGUUCUGGAAACGAUGGAUAGCAGAAUAUCUAGCAACGUUGACGCGAAGGACGAAGUGGUUUCAGCCGGUGAAGCCUAUCGCCGAAGGAGAUAUUGUCAUCGUGGUGGAUGAGACGCUACCGAGAAACUGUUGGCCCAAAGGUCGGGUAGUGAAUGCAAUCCGGUCGAAGGAUGGACAGGUUCGUCGCGCUCAGGUGCAGACAGCUAAUGGUAUCCUGGAGAGACCGGCCGUAAAACUUGCGGUGUUGGACCUUAGUGCAACCGUAAGUACGUCGGACCCUUGAUCACGAAGUACUGGGGGGAGUGUCGCGAUCUUUCAUCGCUUCGCACUUCGGUCCAACCCUUUCAAUGCGAAACGCAGCGGUCAAAGUGACACACAGCCCUGUGCGUUGUCAAGGCGCCACUGGCUGUCACUACAGAACGUCAGCAGAACGGAAGAACGAGGGAAAAAAGAAAAAAAAGAUUCUGACGACUGAAGGUGUGAACGAAAACGUGCGGCUAUUAAAAUUUGCUAAACUAACAGUUUACUUAUAUAUCUAUACACGAAUAGUUACUAAAAUUAUUAAAAAUUGGAACACUAAAUAAAACUAAGUGAAAAAUUAAAAGCAUAAUUAAAAUUGUGAAGCUAAAACUUACGAUCUAAUAGUACGGUCCUAAGUACGGUCUAAAAACGAGCUGCUGCCCGAAUGUCUACGGGAGAAUUCAACAAAUAAUUAACGAAAACAGAACCGGAAACAAUAUUGUCACUGAUUGCCUAGGAAUACGAGUUAAAAAAGAGGCAUUAAACGUAAGCUUUUCGACUUAUCUUUCAUUCUUAUAUAAAUUACCUAUUAUAUACUAUAUAUUAGUCAUUACAUGCUAUAUUGUACAUUACCCACAUAAACUCAUUUAAAACCCAUAUACACAUGUAAAAUUUAGUAUUAACUUAACCUAAUAGUUAUUCACUACCGUACAAUUAUGUUUCUCCGGUAGGAAUUUUUUAACGUUACGUUGCGUA